Messenger RNA from Gongylonema pulchrum, 1797 nucleotides. The record is from the annotation of a GenBank genome assembly. NCBI's taxonomy places the organism in Eukaryota, Metazoa, Nematoda, Chromadorea, Rhabditida, Gongylonematidae.
AUGAGGAACGAGGAUAUCUUUAAGGGUUGUGCCACGUGGAAUAUGAUUAUUUUGUUUGUUCUGUUUGGGAAGUUCAGUCGUAUUAUUUCGGUGCACAGAGCUGUUACAGUAUGUGAUAUUGAUCGCUUGUCGGACGAGGACGAGGAGAGCCAGGACAACGAGGGUUUCGGCGUCUCCAGUGGCCGGAGCAUUUACGAGAAUACACGAAAGGGGGCAGAUCACAGUGGCACAAGGGGAACUGAGAAGUUACAAGUAACGAAGUUACAUGUCGAUGAGGAACGGGAAAGGAUUGCCGGGCAACCGAAAGCAACAGAUGUGCAGCAGUACAGGAGUGGUUCGAGAUCUAGUACGGCAAGUAGCGAGAAUACUUCUUCUGUUGGCAACUUCCUUGGCCAACGCCGGGAGGCUAUUCAAGUGACCCACACCAGGGAUCAUUGUACUACAAAAUCCAGCGAUCCAAAGCCACAGGAAAGCAAGAAGGCUGCUGAAUCGUACGAAAAAGCUGUGCAACGGGAAGAAGCCGAAAGAUUUCCCGAAGAAGUGGGUCCUCCGAAAUCCUUUAGCGAAACAUCUAUCGCGAAGAAAGAGAUAUGCAAACAACCGGAUGAACAGGUUAAUUCCAAAUCAGCCUGGCAAACGAGUACUGCCCCGAACAAUGGUCAGGAAGGGAGCGAAGAACCAGGGAGAGCGGAUAAUAACGAUGGCUGGGACGAUGAUUGGGAUUUCGAUGAGCCUCCUGUAACAGCGACCAGUGGCUCUGGGACGCAAGCUUGCAACAACUCGGAACAGCAGGUUAAUUAUGCUUUUGUAAAAUGUUAUAUCUUUCUAACAACAGUACUACUGUUACUACACCUUCCCAGUGAAGGCUUAACAAACAUAAGCAGUGUGGUUGAAGCGGGUCUUGGAUUGCCUUCACCGGAAGAAUUAGCAAAAUCUGAUGCUCAUGAAAAGCCUGCGAAUGAUGCUGCCGCCGUCGAGUCUUUUUUACUGAAUUUGUUCCACUUCCAGAAAACUGAGGAAACAGGGGUUGGUAUAUCGUCAUACGGUAAACUUUUUGCGGGUUUCGGGACGAAUGUUGUCGCAGGCUCGCUUGAUGUACUGGAAGCACUUGGCAAGAAGACCUUUGAAAAACUGACCGUAUCCGAGGAGUCUUUUUUUUUACUGAAUCUGUUCCAAUUCCAGAAAAAUGAGGAAACAGGUGUUGGUAUAUCGUCAUACGGUAAACUUUUUGCGGGUUUUGGGACGAAUGUUGUCGCAGGCUCGCUUGAUGUACUGGAAGCACUUGGCAAAAAGACGUUUGAAAAAUUGACCGUAUCCGAGGAGGGAACCAGUAAAAGGCGAUUUAUUUUCGAGCCCGAAAGAGGACAAAACUUGUCAGAAGUUCUGAGAGAACUGCGCGAAAGUCACACGGACCAGCCGGAGCCUGAAAACAACAGCUGCGUCACGAAGCGUGGUUUAACAUUCGUCGACUUUUUUGAGAAAUCCGGUGGCUUAACUCAUUUGGAAGGACUGGAAAUGCUGUCGAAAAAUCACCUGAGGAAAAUUCCAUCGCACAGGAGAAGAGAAGUAGACGAGGUGUUUGAGGAAGAAUUAGCAAAUACGCUUGAAGACUAUCAGGACGAGGAGAAGCACUUCGUCGAAAAGUUCGAGGAGAUUUUGAAAGCCAUGGCUCUUCCUUACAACGGUUCAAGUUUGCUGGACUGCGACAGGCGUUGCCAGGAACGUUUGCAAAGGUUACCAGAUUCCGGUGAACAAAGUUUCGAGUUUUUCUUAGGUAUUUCAUCCUUCUUUGCUUGA